Molecule: messenger RNA, 798 nt
Organism: Brenthis ino (lesser marbled fritillary)
Lineage: Eukaryota; Metazoa; Arthropoda; Insecta; Lepidoptera; Nymphalidae
Source: the annotation of a GenBank genome assembly
AUGGCGCAAGACCGACAGCUGAAUGUGCUCGCCAAGACAGGUGGUAGUACAGAGAGCGGGGGAGCAAUACUUGGAGGGUCAACUGCAUGGAGCCUCUUGCGCAUGUCCUAUUACUUCUGGACAUCGGACUUAGGCGUGGAACUUGGAGUUAGCGUGUUGUUUAUAGCGGGCGCUCUGCUCUGUUUGCCUGCGUGCUGGUUGGCCUCUAUGGUGCCUUAUCAUCCGAGAUCCGUCACACUUUCAGCUACCUUGAUGAUGCUAUUGAUAACUGGUAUGAUGCUUCUUUCUACCGGCAUAUCGUCCAUAACAAACCUGUCUCGGGUAGUAAAGGAUACAAAUUCUCUGAACGCUAGUAUGCAACGAGCUAUGUCGUACGAAAAAUUCUAUCCAGAAGUUAAAGACGCAUUUGCUUCUAUGCAAUUAGAGCUGAAAUGCUGCGGGGUGCAUUCGCAUACGGAUUGGUAUCAACAUCGAUUCAGUUUGCCGCCAGCUUGUUGUGGACGCGCUCGGAAUGAUAAAACGGAAAAAAAUUGUGAUACACCACUUUACCGCACGGGAUGUGUGCGAUUAGCGCGUGCCGAGUUGCACAUGUUUUCCAACUCCCUCGCCGUGCUCGGGUGCGUUCUUAUCAUUGUGAAGGCAGUGACUCUAUUUGCGGCAGCGUAUACUCUCGUCACCAAUGUGUUGGAACAAAAAACUAGCGCGUUCAAACCUCCACCUCCGCUGCGAAUCGCUUGCUUGUCAUCGCCCCUCUUGUCCCUCGCGCCACCAAUGGCACCUAAAGCUCCCGCUCCAAUA